Molecule: messenger RNA, 757 nt
Organism: Lytechinus variegatus (green sea urchin)
Lineage: Eukaryota; Metazoa; Echinodermata; Echinoidea; Temnopleuroida; Toxopneustidae
Gene: rsl24d1
Product: probable ribosome biogenesis protein RLP24
Exons: 5
Coding region: 76-573 (165 amino acids)
Biological process (GO): ribosomal large subunit biogenesis
Cellular component (GO): nucleolus
Source: RefSeq, a predicted model, not a curated record
UUUGCUCAUAUUUAUUGCAACAUCGUGUGCGUGGACGGUGCGUGUUGGCAUUUAAUCUGAAAUAACUCUCUCAAAAUGAGGGUUGAAAAGUGUUAUUUUUGUUCGAGUCCAAUAUAUCCUGGACAUGGAAUCCAAUUCAUUCGGAAUGACAGUAAAACCUUCAGGUUUUGCCGAGGUAAAUGCCACAAAGCAUUCAAGAGGAAGAAGAACCCAAGGAAGGUGAGAUGGACCAAGGCUUUUAGGAAAGGAGCAGGAAAAGAAUUGGCUGUGGAUAAUUCAUUUGAGUUUGAGAAGAGGAGAAAUAUCCCAGUGAAAUACAGUAGAGAACUGUGGCAGAAGACAAUUACAGCCAUGGCUAGGGUAGAUGAGAUCAAACAGAGAAGAGAAGGCCAACAUAUUAUAAACAGAUUGAAGAAGGGCAAGGAGCUGAGAAAGCAGAGAGAUAUCCAAGAAGUCAAAAAGAGCAUCCAUCUUAUCAAAUCUCCUGCUGCAGGUCUCAAGAAGAGGAGAGAAGAAGAGGUCCAAGUUAUCGAGGAGCAGGAUGAAGAGAUGGCAGAGGCAGAAGAGAAUUGAACCUAGAACCUUUCAAUAAUGUACAUUACGAACACCACAAUACCUGGACAAUAGAAGGAGACUGAACUUCCAAGAUGUCUCUGACAUAGACUUUUGUUCUCAAAUCAAUGAUAUAUUGGAGUUGUGAAGACAUGAGCUGCUUCAGAAUGUACUUGUAAAUGAAACAUGGAUGAAUAUUAUUCCA